Molecule: messenger RNA, 1752 nt
Organism: Fonsecaea nubica
Lineage: Eukaryota; Fungi; Ascomycota; Eurotiomycetes; Chaetothyriales; Herpotrichiellaceae
Exons: 3
Coding region: 1-1752 (583 amino acids)
Source: RefSeq, a predicted model, not a curated record
AUGUUGCUACCUAAGCUUCUCUUUGUAUCCUAUGCUUCAACUCUCGUUGCUCAAUCCACAGUCACGGUGCGCGACAAUGCCCACAAUCUCACCUAUGUAGGUUUCUCCUUCGCGGGGACCGAACAGUUUCAGGGCAUCAACUUUGGGCAGGACACAUCUGGCGCCAACCGCUUCAAGCCACCCAAAGCCUUCACCUAUCCCACAGGUACCACUAUCCAGGCCACAGCUGCAGGCGCUGCGUGUCCCCAGAACACGAUCUUGUCUUUCCUUGGUGCCAUCAGCGAGAAUCCUGGCGUUUUCAAUGUCUCUGAGGAUUGUCUGAACCUUGAGGUUGUGAGACCUGCAGGAACAAAGCAAGAUGCAAAUCUUCCUGUAAUGGUCUGGAUUUCUGGCCAAGGUGAUGAAGAAGGUUCAUACAACUACUCGUUAUACAACCCUACAGCGCUCGUGACCGGUGCUGCUACCAAGGGCACCCCAGUGAUAUAUGCCUCGAUGAAUUACCGUGUCAAUAUCUUUGGAUUCGCCAACAGCCCCGCGCUUAGGACGGAAGGGUCGCUGAAUGCUGGUUUGCUCGACCAGCGGCUGGCACUUCAAUGGAUCCAGUCCAAUAUCGCAACAUUUGGAGGAAAUCCAAAGAAUGUCACAAUAUUUGGCGAAAGUGACGGCGGUGUCAGCGUGGGCUUGCAUAUGACGUCCUUUGGCGGGAACGGCACUGCUCCCUUCCGGCGUGCUAUAAUGCAGUCUGGGGCCGCAGCGAGCGAUCCUGGUGUCACUGGAGAUGCAACCUCCACGAACACAGCGGCGGUGGCUCAAUUGGCAGGCUGUACAGGGACAAAUAGCAGUCUAGUCUUGGACUGUCUCCGAGAGAUAUCCAUGGUCCAGCUCCUGAAUGCCGUUCUCUUAUUUGAGAAUUCAACUACCGCUACCGAAGCUAAUGGUGCAUCUCAAGAUUUAUUCUUCCCGACUGUUGACGGAAGCUAUAUACCGGUCGCUCCCUCGAAUUUGAUCCGCACAGGUCGGUUUCACAAAAACAUCUCCAUCAUUACUGGGUGGAAUGAAAACGACGGCAGCAUCUUCGUACCUCCAACACUAAAUGGCUCCUCUGCUGCACAGGCUUUUCUGAAUUCAUCGUAUCCGCAUCUCACCUCGACUACGCUAUCAACGCUGAUCUCAAUGUACCCAAUCAGCGACUUCAUUGCGGCCGCCCAAGCCACCCAGAUCUCACCUUAUUUCCUGCAAGCAUCUCAGAUCUACCGCGACAUCAAUUUUGCUUGUCCAUCGAUUGAUAUAUCUCAUCGCGUUACUCGGUUUGGCAGCACAAGCUACCUGUAUGUGCUCAACACGACUUCGUUGAGCAGCGUACUGCAACUUUUCAAUGCCAGCUUCGAAGGAGUCAUUCAUUUUUCCGAUGUACCUUUCGUCUUUAACCAACCCAACGUCGGUUUUGGAACUACGGCCGCGGCGAACGUGACUGCAACCAGGAUGUCAGGCAGUUGGGCUCAUUUUGCCGCAACAGGGAAUCCGAGUGGCGAUUCUGCUAUCACUCUCUCCGGCUGGACUCAAGCCUUUAACAAGACCCAAGCUGCAGUGACGAGUCAGAAUGUGACAGAUGCGAGCAUUAGAGUCAUUGGCGGUCCUCGUGCUGGACAAGCGCAAUUGUCGUCAAAUGGUGGAGCUACAGUGGAGCCUCGGCUUUUGGAACGAUGUGCAUUUAUCAAUUCGGCGGCGUUUUAUCAGCAGCUGCAGACGUAA